Molecule: messenger RNA, 1614 nt
Organism: Galendromus occidentalis (western predatory mite)
Lineage: Eukaryota; Metazoa; Arthropoda; Arachnida; Mesostigmata; Phytoseiidae
Product: ecdysone receptor-like
Exons: 8
Coding region: 1-1614 (537 amino acids)
Biological process (GO): negative regulation of transcription by RNA polymerase II; positive regulation of transcription by RNA polymerase II; cell differentiation
Cellular component (GO): nucleus; RNA polymerase II transcription regulator complex
Molecular function (GO): RNA polymerase II cis-regulatory region sequence-specific DNA binding; nuclear receptor activity; ecdysone binding
Source: RefSeq, a predicted model, not a curated record
AUGGAGUUCGGCGCUGGAAAUCACGGCAGUGCAGAUAUGAAGAUACUCUGCGGUCGCAAGGGAGCUGCGGACAUGAGUGUAGACCUGAGCAACCCAGGAGGAGACGCCAAUGGGAGUUUCUAUCCGCUGUCGGGGAGCGAGUGUGAGGACUCCCUCGAAAUCAAACGGAAGUCGCCAUCGGGGGAAUCGACGACGCUCACGAGUCAGACGGGUCUGGCUCCUUCUCCCAUUUCGAACAGCACCAACCCCAGGCAGCAGCAGGAGCUAUGCCUGGUCUGCGGCGACAGAGCGUCGGGUUACCACUACAAUGCGCUGACCUGCGAGGGAUGUAAAGGAUUCUUCCGUCGUUCAAUCACAAAGAACGCCGUCUACACGUGCAAAUAUGGAAACGUUUGUGAAAUUGAUAUGUAUAUGAGACGCAAAUGCCAAGAAUGCAGGUUGAAAAAGUGCCUCAUGGUCGGUAUGCGAUCGGAGUGCGUCGUGCCCGAGUACCAAUGCGCAAUGAAGCGCGAGAGCAAAAAGCAAACUCCCCAACAUACGCACAAAGCUGGGGAAACCAACGGAAUCGUUGCAAUCGGACCUGCGAACGCUUCUCGGAUCCAGCCGAUGGUUGUCGAAGAGAUUGCCGACGAAAAGCCCAACAUCAUGGCGCUGAAUAUGGCCGUGCGUCAGGUGAAGCCACUCACAGAGGACCAAGAACAGUUGAUCAACAGGCUCGUGUACUACCAGCAAGAAUUCGAGAGUCCGGCGGAAUCCGACCUCCGUCAAAUCACUCAAUUCCCGCUCGGCGAUUCCGAGGAAGAUAAUGAACUCCGGUUUCAGCACUUUACGGGGAUAACCAUCCUCACGGUUCAACUAAUAGUCGAGUUCAGCAAACGGGUUCCCGGUUUCGAUUCAUUACUUCGGGAAGAUCAAAUCACCUUGUUGAAGGCUUGUUCAAGUGAGAUCAUGAUGCUGAGGAGCGCCAGGAAAUACGACGUUAAAACGGACUCGAUCGUAUUCGCCAAUAACCAGCCGUACACGAGAGAAAACUACAAGAGCGCCUCUGUGGGGGAUUCAGCUGAUGCCAUCUUUCGUUUCUGUCGGCAUAUGUGCAACCUCCGGGUCGAUAACGCUGAAUAUGCCCUGUUGACAGCUAUCGUGAUUUUUUCCGAACGACCAUCGUUGUUGGAACCGGAGAAAGUGGAGAAGAUCCAGGAGUUCUACAUCGACACAUUAAGAACCUACUCGGAAAACCAUCGGCCCCCUGGCAGAACGUAUUUCGCCCGUCUCCUUUACAUUCUGACGAAGCUCCGCACGUUGGGAGCAAUCAACGCCGAGAUGUGUUUCCAGUUGAAAGUGCAGAACAAGAAGUUGCCGCCAUUCUUGGCCGAAAUCUGGGACAUCCAGGAUAUCGACAAUCAAUCUACGGCCAACAUCAUUCAGACAAGGACAGGAAGAUUAUCUGACGUGCGUUUACGAAUCGUGAUGAGAACUCCGGUCACCGAAGUUUCCGUCGAUACGAUAGCUGCCAUCGCUACAUUCGGAGCGGCAGCCUUAGAUGCAAUCGACGAGAAGAACAACAACGACAAGAACAAUAUGAUCGCAACGCCCAGAGUGCCGGAGCUCGCUUGA